Zophobas morio is the source of this 951-nucleotide messenger RNA. Its product is annotated as short coiled-coil protein homolog. Lineage: Eukaryota; Metazoa; Arthropoda; Insecta; Coleoptera; Tenebrionidae. Bases 214 to 636 code for a protein of 140 amino acids. Gene Ontology annotation, cellular component: trans-Golgi network. The transcript is spliced from 2 exons. The record is from RefSeq and is a predicted model, not a curated record.
AUACAAGCGUCUAUCCUUUUUCUCGAUUUUGAUAACCACUGUGUGUAUUUCACUGCAGUCGUAUUGAGUUUUCCUAACGCUUGCGUUGGUAUCUCUGCAGCUGUUAUUGUCAAAUCUGUCAAAUGUGUCACGAAUAAAAUUUAAUGUAACAAUUAAUUGAUGUUCAGUAAACGAAUUGUUUAAUUAAUUAGUCGGAUAAUUAAAUAAAACAAAAUGGCGGGCGCUAAGCUUCAAGACGAUAUAAACAAUAUUCCAUUGGCUGACGAUGACCCUCAAGUAAUAAUCAACGACGAGCCCGAGCAGCAUUCUAUAUCUGACGGAAAUUCAUCUAGUAUGAUUCAUGGUAGAAGCAUGGAUUCAAUCCAAUCAACUUUUACUAAUGGAAGUUCCAGUCCUCAACAUAAUAGUUUAGAGCCCGAUACUAGUCCUGACGAGCAAGAAGAAAAAGCGCGUCUAAUAUCUCAAGUCUUGGAAUUACAAAAUACUCUUGAUGAUUUGUCUCAAAGAGUUGAUAGUGUUAAAGAAGAGAAUCUGAAAUUACGAUCUGAAAAUCAAGUUUUGGGUCAAUAUAUUGAGAAUUUAAUGUCUGCUUCUAGCGUUUUUCAAUCAACUUCUCCAAAGAUUAAGAAGAAGUGAGUAGGUUGUUUUAGUUUGUGGAGUCAAAAGUCGUGCUGAUUUAACAGGAAUUAGAUUUUAAAUGUUUCGUUGUGGAGUUCAUUAUUUUGAAGCAACUGCACAAUGCUUUCAUUCUACCAAACAAGCACCAAGCGUUUUAGUCUGUGAUUAUUUGUAAGUAUGUUACUUUUACACACUGAUCAUGAUCAAGCAAAUAAGCUAAGGUAUAAAGUAUAUGAAUGUUACAUGUAUAAUGUAUAAUAUACUAUUUAUAAAUUAUUCUAGUUAAUAUGCUUAAAUGAAUAGUUUUUGUCAUAAAUAAAGUGCUAAUUUAAA